GUCACGUGCAGGAUGUGCUACUUAUUAUGGAUGUAUACAAACUGGCCUUAAACUUCAAGCUCUCUCGACUGGAACAGCUCUGCCUUCAAUAUAUUGAAGCAUCCGUAGAUCUGCAGAAUGUGCUCAUUGUGUGUGAAAAUGCUAACAAGCUUCAGCUGGAUCAGCUAAAGGAACAUUGCCUGAACUUCGUGGUGAAGGAAUCACAUUUUAAUCAGGUAAUAAUGAUGAAGGAAUUUGAGCAUCUGUCCUCAUCCCUCAUUGUGGAGAUUGUACGGAGAAAACAGCAGCCGCCUGUUCGAACACAUUCUGAUCAGCCGCUUGACAUAGGAACAUCGCUAAUUCAGGACAUGAAGGCUUACCUAGAAGGAGCUGGGACUGAAUUCUGUGAUAUCAUCCUUCUCUUAGAUGGCCACCCACGGCCAGCCCAUAAAGCAAUCCUAGCAGCCCGCUCCAGUUACUUUGAAGCCAUGUUCCGUUCCUUCAUGCCAGAAGAUGGGCAAGUGAAUAUUUCUAUAGGCGAAAUGGUUCCCAGCAAGCAAGCGUUUGAAUCUAUGCUUAGAUACAUUUAUUAUGGAGAAGUUAACAUGCCUCCUGAAGACUCCCUCUACCUCUUUGCUGCACCUUACUAUUACGGCUUCUCCAACAACAGACUGCAAGCCUAUUGUAAGCAGAACCUAGAAAUGAAUGUCACAGUGGAGAACGUACUCCAGAUUUUAGAGGCAGCUGACAAGACCCAGGCCCUGGACAUGAAGAGGCACUGCCUGCACAUCAUCGUUCACCAGUUCACCAAGGUCUCCAAGUUGCCAAAUCUCCGCUCCCUAAGUCAGCUACUCCUUCUUGACAUCAUAGAGUCGUUAGCUAACCACAUAUCAGACAAGCAGUGCGCAGAGCUGGGCUCAGACAUAUGACAUGCUUUGGUAAUCGAACUUUUCAUUUGUUCCUCAAAAAAACUAGCACUUUACGGCUGACUCUCUUUCUUUUUUACCAUUCCAUACUGAGCUGCUCAGAGUGUCUACACAAUAUAGCAGGCGGCCAAGAGGAGCGUGGACGGCUGACUUGCUCUCCCGUGGAUUUGCUUGGUUUGUACCUUUGUGGAGAAGGGUUUGGUUUCUGUUACGCAAAUGUAAAAUUGAAACCAUU
This is a messenger RNA of Pelecanus crispus (Dalmatian pelican), 1140 nucleotides long. The record is from RefSeq and is a predicted model, not a curated record. Lineage: Eukaryota; Metazoa; Chordata; Aves; Pelecaniformes; Pelecanidae.